AUGCGUAAGCAUUCGGUGAAAAAGGAUUCGGCGACCGGAUCACGCAAGCCACGAAGGUGCCGUGACACGUCAGAAAUUGAUCAACAAAUUUACAAUAAAAAGAUGGAAAUCAAGGAGGUUCAACGAAAAUGUCGUGCUGAAAACGGUGCACGUAAAAAGGAACGGAAGCACAAACGACAACAGCAAAGACAGCAGCAUGGAGCGGCGCAUUCACCUGCAGCAACGCAUAAUCAAAAUCAUCAGCAUCAAGAAACGCACCGUCGUAAUAAGAAGAGCUCAAGCAUGAUGGCCGAGCAUCAUAGGUCCGCUUGA
Molecule: messenger RNA, 312 nt
Organism: Anisakis simplex (herring worm)
Lineage: Eukaryota; Metazoa; Nematoda; Chromadorea; Rhabditida; Anisakidae
Source: the annotation of a GenBank genome assembly